CGCCUCCAUCCCGAAGAUAGAAACUUUCAUAUAAUUGAAGGGCUCAACUUGACUCCUGUCCGUCUUCUUAAAUUGACCGACGAAAGAAUUGAUACUUUAGUUACCGAACGUGUUAUUCAAACAACUCAAGGUGACAUUAUUGAAAGUGCCCGAGACGAGCUUGCAAUGAUGCAACAACCCGCUUUAACCUUGUUUCAUGUGCAAGUUAUGGAGCGACUGCAUGUCGAUAUUGCGUUUGGAGUUGAUAUCAUUGAACAUAAUAGCUUUAACAACUUGGUACCUUUCUUGAAAGCAGAACUUAAGAAAUCAUUUAUGCCCAAGGCACCUCGGGCUGCAAGCAUUGCGGCAGCAGCCGCAAUUGCUAAACAUGAUGGCGGGUCAAAUCCUGAUAAUUCAUCUCACGAACGAUCGAAUCGUAAGGAUGCACCGAUUAAAGAAGAAAUUUGUGAAGUAAACAAGCUUAUCAUUUUUCAACAGCGACAGAGUGGCGCAGGGUAUUGUCUUCGAAAUCAUAUUUGUAAAUAUAUCAUGCGUGCUAAAGGAAAUCUAUCAGAAAGCACACUCAGUAAAGAAUUAAUAGAACUUUUUUCCCUUUAUGGAGCCAUUGAAGACGCUUAUCUAAGAGUACGUUACGGACCUGAAUAUGAAACUAUCGAAGAUACACGACAAAAAUUACAGGAUAGGCGCAAUGUUGUUGCGAUCAAGACUCGCGAACAUGAUGAAAAUAAAGAUAAGGAUGCCAAAUUGACAACACUUAAUACUACCACCACUUUCCCAUCAGCACAUUCUACAACAGAAUCCAUAUCAUCUUCUUCAUUGCCACCCACAAACAUCUAUCCACAAAAGUAUGAUCAUACCAAUUACACAUAUUCGGAUUAUUAUUAUUCAUAUCCUUAUUCAAUGUAUUAUAGUCAAUAUAAUCAAGAACCAUCAAUACCGGGUGUCGAUUAUCAACAUGGCCAAUAUAAUCAAGAACCACCAAUACCAGGCGUCGAUUAUCAAUAUAGUCAAUAUAAUCAAGAACCACCAAUACCAGGCGUCGGUUAUCAAUAUAGUCAAUAUAGUCAAGAACCACCAAUACCAGGCGUCGAUUAUCAAUAUAGUCAAUAUAGUCAAGAACCACCAAUACCAGGUGUUCAACCAGAAAAAAACACGAGCAACAUACAGUCAGAAAAAACUACCGAAAGAACAUCUGUUUCAGAACCUAAGAAACGUCGAAGAAUUUAA
Messenger RNA from Racocetra fulgida, 1227 nucleotides. The record is from the annotation of a GenBank genome assembly. Lineage: Eukaryota; Fungi; Glomeromycota; Glomeromycetes; Diversisporales; Gigasporaceae.